This is a messenger RNA of Poecilia latipinna (sailfin molly), 851 nucleotides long. Its product is annotated as plexin-B3-like. Gene Ontology annotation, biological process: semaphorin-plexin signaling pathway; positive regulation of axonogenesis; negative regulation of cell adhesion. Gene Ontology annotation, molecular function: semaphorin receptor activity. The transcript has 3 exons. Gene Ontology annotation, cellular component: plasma membrane; semaphorin receptor complex. Lineage: Eukaryota; Metazoa; Chordata; Actinopteri; Cyprinodontiformes; Poeciliidae. The record is from RefSeq and is a predicted model, not a curated record. The annotation marks the transcript as partial.
UGGUUCUGGUUCCGGUCCAGUCUGGUUCCAGUUCCGGUCCAGCCUGGUUCUGCUCAGUACCUGUCUCUCUCUGUCUCGCUCUUCAGGUACUACAGUGACAUCCACAGCGCCGCAUCAGGAUGCUACCAGGAGAUGAACUCCACUCUGACGGAGCUGUCCGGGAGCUUCGCCUCAGAGAUGAACAGCCUCGUUGCUCUUCAUGAACUCUACAAAUACAUCAACAAAUAUUACGACCAGGUCAUCAUGUCCCUGGAGGAGGACACGUCAGGUCAGAAGAUGCAGCUGGCUUAUCGGCUGCAGCAGGUCGCCGCCCUGGUGGAGAACAAAGUCACUGACCUCUGACCUGCGAGUCCUGAGGAAGAGGAGAGAUAGCGAAGCUGAUUGGACGGCUGCCGCCAGUCUGUCUGCGUGGGGGACGCCCAGUCUUUCAUAAUCGGUCUUCCGGUUCCCUCACACGGUGGCGGCCGCCAUCUUACGACAAUCCAACCAAUCAGGGAACGCCGUCGCCACCUGCUGCCUUGCACUACAAUUCCCAGAGUUCUUUGCUGUCUGAGUCUAAAAGCACAACUUCAAUAGUUUCUUCUGUGUUUGUAUUGGUUCUGACAUGAAACCUGCUGUUUUCUAUGUUUUUCUACUGAAACCAGGGGAUUGGACUCUGAACGGCCAGAACCAAAAGUUCUGGUGCUGCUGGGCGUUUCUGAACGCAAUAAUCUGAAUCAGGGAGCGUUUUCAUCUGACCCGGUUCUGCAGAGGUUUUGGACUCGGACCUCAGGUCGAACUGCGGCGGUGAGAAGGGAAACCUGUCCGGAUGUUGGCGCGCACUUCGCCGCUCCUCAGUGCAAGUCACCUGG